Molecule: messenger RNA, 549 nt
Organism: Saccharomycodes ludwigii
Lineage: Eukaryota; Fungi; Ascomycota; Saccharomycetes; Saccharomycodales; Saccharomycodaceae
Product: TauD/TfdA dioxygenase family protein
Exons: 2
Coding region: 1-549 (182 amino acids)
Biological process (GO): sulfur compound catabolic process
Cellular component (GO): cytoplasm
Molecular function (GO): sulfonate dioxygenase activity
Source: RefSeq, a predicted model, not a curated record
AUGACUGUAGAAAAACAUUUUGCACCAGAAUUAUCUGCUGCUAAGCUUGGGUCUGGGGGCGAUACUUUGUUUGCCGAUACUGUAGAAGCCUACAAGAGGUUAUCUCCCAAAUUUAGAGAGUUUUUGGAAACUUUGAGCGUUGUGCAUACAGGUAAGGGACAAGCUCAAUUUUCAGGAAUUGAAGGUGGUAUUAUCCGUAGGGAACCAGUUGAAAGCGUUCAUCCCUUGGUUAGAGAACAUCCUGUUUUGAAGGAAAAAAUUUUAUUUGUCAACCAAGGAUUUUCUAAAAGAAUUGUUGGACUAAAAAGGGGUGAAAGUGAUGUUCUUUUAGACUUUUUAACCAGAUUGGUCGAAAAUACCCAUGAUUUGCAAAUUAGAGCACACCAUACCCCUGGUUCCGUUGUUAUCUGGGAUAAUAGAAGAACUCAACAUGGGAUAACUUUUGAUUUUGACAAGCCGGUCUUGAGACAUUUGGCCAGAGUCACUGCUACGGGUGAACGUCCGGUUGUUGACUUGAAAUAUUUAAAUGAUAUAAAUUACAAGGCAUAA